Messenger RNA from Polyodon spathula (Mississippi paddlefish), 929 nucleotides. Its product is annotated as endoplasmic reticulum resident protein 27. Gene Ontology annotation, cellular component: endoplasmic reticulum. Bases 168 to 929 code for a protein of 253 amino acids. The record is from RefSeq and is a predicted model, not a curated record. Lineage: Eukaryota; Metazoa; Chordata; Actinopteri; Acipenseriformes; Polyodontidae. Gene Ontology annotation, biological process: protein folding; response to endoplasmic reticulum stress. The transcript has 7 exons.
CAGCCAAUCAGCUGCUGAGUUUGAGUUCUGUCGCUCUUUUGGAAAAGGGGGAGGGACUAAGCUUGGGGGUUAAAGGUCAGCCAGGUUGUCUAGUUUUUAAACCCCCACCUCUCUCUCUCUCUCUGUCUCUCGUUCUCUCUCUCUGUCUCUCCACACAGACAGGCACAAUGAAGUCUCCGGAUCGCGAUUUCGUUCUCCAGUGUGUGUUCGUGGUUUUGCUUCUGAAUUCUCCCGCAGUAAUGACUGAGGAUGGAGAACCCGACAGCACCCCCUCCUGGCUCAAGGACAUCACAGCAGUUGAGAAAUUUCUAGAAGAGCCAGAUGUGGCCGUCAUAGGAUUCUUCAAGGACUCGGAGGCUCUUGGCUUUGCUGACUUUGUGACCGUCUCGUCUGACCUCUCACCCCUGCCCUUUGCCCUCUGCAGUGACCCCGCAACCUGGGAGCAAUACCACAUCAACACGAGCACAGUGUCCGUCUUCAGAAAGACAGACAGUCGGCACGAAGCUCUGGAGCUGAGGGAGGAGAGGAAAGUGGACUCUGACACGAUGGCGAGAUUCGUAAAGAUCAACGAGCUGCAUUACCUGACAGAGUACAACGCUGUGACCGCCAUCGGCAUAUUCCAGUCCGCGGUCUCCUCUCAUCUCCUCGUCUUCAUUGACCGGCAAUCGGAGAACUUCACAGCCCUGCGGAGAAAUAUCAUGGAUCUGGCUCCAGAAUACAGAGGGAGGCUGCUGUUUGUUCUGGUGGACGUCUCGCUCGACUCGAACGCUCGUGUGCUCCGGUACUUCGGCCUGGAAUCACGUGACACGCCCGCCGUGGGUCUGUACAGCACCGAGAACGACAGGAAGUGGCUGCUGCCCACGGGGGAAGUGACAUCAGAGCGCGUGAGAGAGUUCUGUGACUCCGCCCCGGGAGUUGAAGUCUCCUAA